Plectropomus leopardus (leopard coralgrouper) is the source of this 1867-nucleotide messenger RNA. It is a transcript of the gene snpha, whose product is annotated as syntaphilin a. Lineage: Eukaryota; Metazoa; Chordata; Actinopteri; Perciformes; Serranidae. Gene Ontology annotation, cellular component: cytoplasmic microtubule; mitochondrion. Gene Ontology annotation, biological process: neuron differentiation. The record is from RefSeq and is a predicted model, not a curated record.
GGGAACAGAGGCUUUUCUACGAUGCGCAACUUCCACCUGCCGAAAUGCUGUGAGGGCUCCUAGCGUCCCUCUCUAGAGACAGCAGUGGAGAGGUUGGAGGUCCCUCGCACAUCAAUGUCUCUCACUCCGAGCAGGAAGCCCUCCUCAGGUCAGCGCAGGCGCUCAGUGGGCACUGGUGGCGGUGGCGGCGGUGGGCGAUAUUCCCACAGUGACACAUCGAGUACCCACACGUACCCCGGUCGGGUUCGGGCAGCAGAGGGCAGCCCAACAGCCCGGACAUAUCCGAGCACACCGAGGCGUCAGGCAAAGCACACAGCCUGCAGCGACAACCAUGGGAUCAGACCCCCGACCCCGGAGCAGUACCUCACCCCUCUGCAACAGAAGGAGGUGUGUAUUCGACAUCUGCGAGCCAGACUGAGGGACAACGUGGAAAGACUGCAGCACAGAGACUGUGAAAUCGACGAGUUGAGGAGCCAGCUGUACCGGAUGCAGGAGGACUGGAUAGAGGAGGAGUGUCACCGUGUGGAGGCCCAGUUGGCCCUGAAAGAGGCCCGCAAGGAGAUCCAGCACCUUCAGGAGGUGGUUGAGACAGUGAGGUCCAACCUCCAUGUCCGUGAACAAGAACCCCACGACCACAAGCAAUACUCAGGGUUGCAGGGAGCUCGUGUGCCAGGGGGGAGGUCUCGUUCCUGCGGCUGCUCCCCAGCGAGCACGUUGAGCCGCAGCACCACCCACACCCGGCGGAGCAGCGAGGCUCUGCAGCUGGAGCGCAGCUCCAACACCCCUGAGGCCAGCAGAGGGCCUUACACAGCGGGACAAACCCACCUGCUCCUGGAGGCGGCCCUCCUAUCAGAGCAGCUGCCUCCACAGGGCCACAUCCGGGGCCCCCCGACUGUGCCACGCUCCUCCACCUACGAGCGUCUGUGCAGCGGGGGGGCGGUGUUGCCAAUCUCACACUCCUGCCACACUCUCAGCAGCAGCUGCAAGUGCAGUGGCCACACCUACCUCCCCCAUCAUCACCUGUUCCUGCAUUUACCUCAGGAGGAGGCCCCGGUGACGGUGGCUCCUGCUGCUUCUGAUCCCAUCCCGACUCCUUCUCCUGCUGCAGAGAGGAAGCCGGAGGUACGCUCCGCAGCCUGCAGCCCCACCAUGAGCUGGCUGUGUGAGGAGAGUGGUGUCGAGGAGCUGAGCGUCAUUUCUUUACCCACUGCUGACAUCACCCCCUCAGAACCACAUCAGUCGCUGCCUGCUGCGCCUCCUCCUGAGCACUCACACAGCGCCGAGCCGCCCGACAAACUAGAGGAGGUCGCAGAGACGCCAGCGGAGCCCCACACCUGCCAGCCCCAUCCGACAGCUCCGCUCCCAGAGAGGCAGGACGCUGUGGCGGUGGAGCUUGAAGAGGACAAUAAGGAUGAGGGUCCAAACGAAGAAGGGUACCCCCCUCAGCUCUGCCACUGGAGCCGAUACUUCCUCGUAGAUCUGUUGGCUUUGGCGGUGCCUGUGGUGCCGACCAUGGCGUGGCUUUGUCGAGGGGCCCCUCGGGAAGUCAUGCCGGUGUAUCAUAUCGGCUCCCUGCUGAGAGGUUGCUGUGCUGUGGCGCUGCACUCACUUCGCCGCCGGAGUGCAGGUCGGGGACAGAGGCCAACCAAUAUGAACGGAACGACGCCGAUCUGAGACUUUCUGAGAAACAACUCCCAACCUCUGCAGGCUGAGCGCACUGACUCUAUCUGGCCAUAGAGUGCCCCAGGAAUGACAUUUUUCUGUUGGUCAACCUGAAAGCUAACGUCUCCCUGGUUCCCUUGACAAAAAGCCGAUGGGAUUUUUCCAUUAGAUUUUGGAUCAUUGCAGAAAAUAAGCUCGUAAGCAC